CAAACCAACCCAGUAAGCCCAAAGACGACCCGAUAUAACAUAAAACCCUAAUUCACAGUCAUAUAAAGCAGACUCUGCUUCCUUCUCAACUCUUCGUUUGCCCAGCCGAGCCGAUCUCAAACCACCUUGCAACAAUGGUGAACGUUCCAAAGACAAAGAAAACCUACUGCAAAAGCAAGGAGUGCAAGAAGCACACCUUACACAAAGUCACCCAAUACAAAAAGGGUAAGGAUUCCAUCGCUGCUCAGGGAAAACGUCGUUAUGACCGUAAACAAUCUGGUUAUGGUGGACAGACCAAACCCGUCUUUCACAAAAAGGCAAAAACUACUAAGAAAAUUGUGCUGAGGCUUCAGUGUCAAGGUUGCAAACAUGUUUCACAACACGCAAUUAAGAGGUGUAAGCACUUUGAGAUUGGUGGUGACAAGAAGGGAAAAGGAACAUCUCUGUUUUAGGUGGAAAAUUACAAGAAUUUUGCAGUUUUACUGUGUUUUUCUUUUGUACCCAUCUUUCGAUUUUUAAUUUUGCAGAAAUACUCUGUUAUUAGACUAUUGUUUUAAUAUUUCUAAUGGAUGGUUAUUUUACUUUUCUUUCCUUUU
Messenger RNA from Medicago truncatula (barrel medic), 596 nucleotides. RefSeq names its product 60S ribosomal protein L44. Gene Ontology annotation, molecular function: structural constituent of ribosome. Gene Ontology annotation, cellular component: ribosome. The transcript has 4 exons. Gene Ontology annotation, biological process: translation. Bases 135 to 452 code for a protein of 105 amino acids. NCBI's taxonomy places the organism in Eukaryota, Viridiplantae, Streptophyta, Magnoliopsida, Fabales, Fabaceae. The record is from RefSeq and is a predicted model, not a curated record.